Molecule: messenger RNA, 1041 nt
Organism: Serendipita indica DSM 11827
Lineage: Eukaryota; Fungi; Basidiomycota; Agaricomycetes; Sebacinales; Serendipitaceae
Source: the annotation of a GenBank genome assembly
AUGCGCUCCCUUCUCACAGUCUGUCUUCUUCUCGCCGCAGCGACUAUUGACGGCGUGCUCGCUCGCUCUUCCGGUUGUGGAAAGAGCCCUCCGUCCAGCGGCACAAAGACCAUGACGGUCAACGGCAAGAAUCGAGAAUAUAUCCUGCAAGUUCCUAACAACUACGACUCUAACAAGGCCUACAAGUUGAUCUUUGGCUUCCAUUGGCUGAAUGGAAACAUGAAUAAUGUGGCACCUGGUUAUUACGGUCUGCGCAACCUUGCUGGCGAGAGUGCCAUCUUCGUCGCUCCAAACGGACUCAACAGUGGCUGGGGUAACAAUGGCGGCGAGGACAUCACGUUCGUCGACAAUAUGAUCAGCACCAUUGAGAGCCAACUCUGCGUUGACGAGACGCAGCGCUUCGCCACUGGGUUCAGCUACGGCGGUGCCAUGUCAUACUCACUUGCCUGCUCACGUCCUAACGUCUUCCGUGCCGUCGCCGUCAUUGCUGGUGCUCAGCUCAGCGGCUGCAAUGGCGGUACUCAGCCAAUUGCCUAUCUUGGUAUUCACGGUGUCGUCGACAGUGUCCUGAACAUCAGCAAUGGUCGCCAGCUGCGCGACAAAUUCCUGUCCAAUAACGGCUGCGCCUCCAAGAAUGCCCCCGAGCCGUCCUCGGGGUCUGGCACGCAUAUCAAGACGACCUACACCUGCCGUGCUGGAUACCCUGUAUGGUGGAUUGCCCACAGCGGUGAUCACGUUGGUGACCCGCGCGACAGCAAUGGAAACUACUGGGCACCGGGCGAGACGUGGACCUUCUUCACUCAGGCCAUUUACGAGGGCGUGCAGUCUACGCAGACACAAUCUCAGACACAAUCUCAAUCUCAGACACAAUCCCAGUCGUCUUCUUCCUCGCGAUCAUCUUCCACGACCUCGUCCAACGGCGGUGGUAACUGCUCCGCCAAAUGGGGCCAGUGCGGCGGUCAGAACUGGUCUGGAGCAACGUGCUGCCAGUCUGGAAGCACGUGCCAAUACUCGAACCCUUGGUACUCGCAAUGCUUGUAA